AUGGCUGCCGCAGAAGACCUGGGUAGCCGGUCUUUAUGCAUGCUGAAACAGGACAACCUUGGCCUUGACGGCGAAUUAAGCUGGAUUCCCAUCGGUAUUCCGCCACUGGGCGAGUUUUGUGACAGCCAUGAGGUCGACAUGGAUGGGAUACUAAGGUUCACUUGGGGCCUAGUGCUAGGAAUCUACACUGGCGCAAGCGACGUCAGUUUUCAUUGUAUUCGUUCCGCGAAUGCCAGUAAUGAGCCGCCUUUCGCAGGAUGGGUCCAUCGAAUGGAGAUUGACAGGAGUAACCCUAUCUUAGGCCUUUUGAAGAAGAGUCUGAGCGACAGGUUCUACCGGAAUGGUGCCCAGCCACAGGAUGCUGGUCAGGAUUUAGCCCUGGAGGGUUGUGACACCGUCUUAAUGAUCAACAAUGGUCCUGGGAGAGCCUCUCAAGUGUUACGGGAACAUACUAUGGCCGAUAUUAGAAUUAUUUUGGAGGUUAAUGGAAUGAUGGUAAGCCUAGGAUACUCGACAUCAAAGCUCGGUAGCCUCCAGGCAAAGAGCAUGGCAGCCAAAAUAAGUAGGGUCAUUACUGCGCUGAUAGAUCAACCAUGGAUGGCUGUGGGCGAUCUCGAUUGGUGUGAUGAAGAGGACUUGUCGAUGCUUCAAAAGUGGAAUAACUUUGAAGUGACAUGGGAGGAGAAGUGUGUCCAUGACUUGAUAUCCCAGCAAGCUACGGAGACACCAGACAAUCUGGCUGUUGAUGCCUGGGAUGGCCAUUUUACCUACCGAGAAUUGGACCAUCUCUCGUCCAAGCUCGCAGUAUAUCUACGGACACUGGGAGUCAUUCCGGAGACCUUUGUUGCUUUGUGCUUUGAAAAGUCAAAGUGGCUUGUUGUUUCUCUCCUUGCUGUUAUCAAGGCUGGAGCAGCAUAUGUUGUUAUUGAGCCAUAUUAUCCCGCUCCCCGCAUGAAACAGAUCUGCGACCAACUUCAAAUCGAUCUUCUGUUGGCUAGCCCAGAUUUGUUCGAUACAGCUCGUACGCUAUCGGAUCGGGUCGUGGUCGUCAAAGAGGGUUCCGAACACUUUGAUGACCGCUGCAAGGGGGAUGACGAAAGGCAAACCGAGGCCCCUAGCAGCCCUCAUAAUGCACUCUACGUUGUGUUCUCAUCGGGAUCGACCGGCAAUCCAAAGGGGAUUGUAGUGGAGCAUGCGGCGUUUGUGAGCUGGGGCACGCUGCUAGGAGAACCCCUCUGUUUGGAUGGACAAUCCCGGGUUCUCCAAUUUUCGAGUUUCGCAUUUCUUAUAGCCCACCGGGAUGUGCUGCUCACCCUUAUGUUUGGAGGUUGUGUUUGCAUACCAUCUGAAUCACAACGGCUAAAUCACCUCGAGACAUUUAUAACGGAAUAUCAGGUCAAUUGGGCCAAUCUUACACCUUCAGUGGCUGCACUGCUCGAUCCAGAUAUGACACCUGGCCUCAAAACCUUGCUUCUCACUAGUGAACCCAUGUCACUCGCGAGCCUCAGUAGGUGGGAAGGUAAAGCGAACCUUAUGUUCGCCUAUGGCCAAGCAGAGAGUGUCAGUCUCUGCUGUGUGAGGAAGAACCCAACGGUUGGUUCGGAUCGAAAGAACGUGGGCCAUAGGAUCGGAAGAGCAAUUUGGCUGGUAGACCCCUACGACCAUGAUAAGUUGGUCCCUGUGGGAGCGGUUGGCGAGUUAGUCAUCGAAGGCCCUGUAUUGGCUCGUGGCUAUCUUGAUGUUGAGAGGACGGCACUCGCUUUUCUUCAGGAUGCGAUGUGGCAGCGCAAGCUAAAACCAGGCUACCGUGGGCGGCUCUACAAGACAGGAGAUUUGGCACAAUUCACCGACGAUGGGUCCGUCCGAUUUCUAAGUCGAAAAGAUAAUUCGGUCAAGCUAUACGGCCAACGAGUGGACUUGGAUGAAGUGGUGGGCCACAUUCAGCGUUGUCUAGCGGAACAGUCAGACACCGCAGUGCACGACGUGGUCGUGGAUCUAUGCCCUGCGCCCAACUCCAAUGAUAUCAAGUUGGUAGCAUUUUUCGGAUUCAACCGCACCUCGCCCAAUAACACGGGUGCUGUUCCCCUGGGUUCUCUAGAUCGAGCCCCUGCAUACCUACACGAAUUAAAGGCCCGUUUAACCGGUGUCAUUCCGCGGUACAUGAUUCCUGCUCUUGUCGUGCCGGUAUCCCGCAUACCACUGAAUCUGUCAGGUAAAACCGAUCGCAGAAUGCUACGCGAGCUCCUCUCUCAGAUGACGGUUGCUCAGGUGGAUAUGUGCAUGGGAUCCAAUGCCAGUCAUGAGGCCCCACGCACCGACGAAGAGCUCAGGCUGCGUUCACUUUGGUCACAGGCUUUGAACAUUGUGGAAUCGAGCAUUGGGAGACGGGACGACUUCUUCCAACGAGGAGGCGACUCCUUGACAGCGAUGAAGCUGGUCUCAGCUGCACAUGCGGCCGGUCUGUCUCUGACAUUCAGUGAUAUUUUUGCGAAUACAUCACUGUUAGAUCAAGCCAAUCUGACGAACUCGACACAAGAGCAAGAACAACGAGAUUAUCGUUGUGCUCCGUUUGAAUUAAUUACGGAGAGUCGAAAGCAAGUUAUCCUGGGCAUAGCAGCCAAAGAAUACGGAUUGUCAGAGGCGCAGAUUGAGGAUAUUUACCCGACCACACCCAUGCAGGAGGGCCUAAUCGCACUGAAUACUCUACGGCCGGGAUCCUAUGUGGCACGGCGAGUUUACAAAAUUGAAAACGACGUUAGUGUUAGCAGGUUGGAGGCAGCUUGGAAGGCCACCUUGAACGCCAAUCCUCCCCUACGAACCCGUGUCAUACGGUGCUCUGAUGAUGGCUCAACGUAUCAAGUUGUUGCUCGUGGCGACUUUGAGUUUGACAUUCACCAUGAUCUCAAUGAAUAUUUGGAGCAAGACAAGGCCAAAUCAAUGAGCCUAGGUGCACCACUAGUACGGUUGGCGCUAAUUUCCAGCACCAGAGAAGUGUCAAAGCAUUGCGUCCUCACUAUGCAUCACUGCAUAUACGAUGCGUGGUCAAUGUCCGUGCUCCUGGGACAGGUUCAUGCCGCGUAUCAUGGCAGCCAUUUGGCUCCACAACCGUUUAACGGGUUUGUGAAAUAUGUUCACCAGUCCAACGCGAAUGCAUCGGAGCACUGGAAAGCCGAGAUGGCUGAUGUGCGAGCCGAACAGUUUCCCGCCUUGCCGUCUACAACUUAUUCUCCGAAUACCACAGAAUCUGAGAAGCUGGAUAUCCGGCUGCCUCCAAGCAACGCCUCAGCAAACAUUACCCUCUCUACUCGUAUACAGCUAGCGUGGGCAGUAACCUUGGCUAGCUAUACUGGCGUAAAUGAUGUUGUGUUCGGCGUGACAGUUUCUGGAAGGGGAUCGCCUGUACCGGGAAUUGACAAGAUGGCUGGCCCUACAAUCACAACAUUCCCUUUACGGGUUCAGUUGAAGUCACACUUGCCAAUCCACGAGGAGCUUCAGACCUUGCAGAGCCGUGUAAUAUUGACGAUGCCAUUUGAACAUUUUGGGAUCCAGAAUAUCAGUCGGCUUGGAAACGACGCUGCCAGGGCAUGCAAAUUUCAGAGUCUUCUGGUGAUCCAGCAGAAUCUGUCCUCAUCCGAACAGUCUGGGAUCUUCAGCAGCGUCGAGGGUCUUGCUAUCGCACAGCGAACGUGGGAUACAUAUGCACUAACUAUUUUGUGUACUCCCGCUGAUGAUGGGAUGGUUCAUAUGGAGGCAGUUUACGAUGCAGCUGUAAUACCCCAGGCUCAGAUACGACGGAUACUACAAGUUUUUGCAAAUGUCUUGAAACAAAUAGUCUCAUUCCCGCACAGAGUAGUGGGUGAUAUAGAGAGAAUCAGCGCGGAGGAUUGGCAGCAACUCCAGGUCUGGAACAGCUUGAAGUCUCCAGCAGUUGCGAGGUGCGUCCACGAUAUGAUCCACGACCAUUGUGUAUCGCAACCAGAUGCAACCGCGAUUGAUGCCUGGGAUGGCCAGCUCACUUAUACGGAACUCGAUGAGCGGUCCUCGCUGCUUUCGGCGAAUUUGAGAGAGAAAGGUAUACACCAGGAUCUUUUUGUUCCCCUCUGCUUCGAAAAGUCAAAAUGGGUUGCGGUUGCCGUCCUGGCCGUCGUGAAAGCAGGCGGAGCAUUUAUACUUCUAGAUCCAUCUCACCCGCCCGAACGGCUUGCGUGGAUAUGUAAGAAUGCGAAAGCCACAAUGAUUCUUUGUUCCAGGGACAUGGCUGGGCUAGCGGCGCAGCUAUCCUGCGAACACAUUGUCCAGGUGGAUGGAAGCAGCACCACCGAGAACAAAGUCUCGCCGACGGCUUGCAGAGUUCAACCCUGCCAGACGCUUCCCAGCCAUGCCCUAUGCGCCGUAUAUACCUCUGGGUCGACGGGAACGCCAAAGGGCGCUGUCAUCGAUCACUCAGCCCUUGCCACUCAAAUCACCGCCCUUGGGCCUUGCUAUAACAUGAAUCAUCAGUCCCGUGUAUUCCAGUUUGCAUCUCACGCCUUUGAUGUAGCUGUUGGAGAUUACCUGUUUAGCCUGGCCCUUGGAGCGUGCGUGUGUAUCCCCAAGGAAACAGAAAGCCGGGACAACCUCGCUGGCGCCAUCAGAGAACGCAAGGCAAAUUGGACCUUCCUGACACCUUCAGUCGCUCGAACUUUGGAUCCUCGUACUGUACCGGAGAUUAAGGUAUUGGUAAUUGGUGGAGAGUCCGCCAGGCCAACAGACUUUACGACUUGGUCAGGCGCGGUGAGACUGUUCUACGUCUAUGGUCCUGCUGAAUGCACCAUUUACACCACUGUGCAGACCAAGACGCAGCCGAAUGCUAAUCCGGCGAAUGUUGGAUUAGGAGUCACAGCCGCAUGCUGGCUGGUAGAACCCAAUAAUCCAGAGAGGCUAUCUGCAAUUGGGGCGGUUGGGGAGUUAUUGAUCGAGGGUCCAAUUGUUGCUGGUGGUUACCUUGGAGAUGAGGACCUCAGUAGCUCAUCCUUCAUUCCACCCCCACGGUGGUUGCGCGUUCUAAGGGAAGGCAAACAAGCCAAACGACUCUACAGAACAGGGGACAUGUUGCGAUACAGCCCCAUAGGCGAUGGGUCGCUCGAGUUUGUCGGCCGGAAAGACAAACAGAUCAAGCUUCGCGGACAAAGAAUGGAGCUUGCAGAGAUUGAGCAUCAGGUUACGCGGUCUUUUCCCAUGGCAACCGAUGCCAUAGUGGAGGUUAUUACACCCUCGGAUUUGGAAAGCCAGAAGUUACUGGUUGCAUUCGUCUGGGACGCUGCCAAUGCUAUAGAUCAACCUGAUUCAGGCAAGCUGCCGGAAUCAAACGUGUUUGCCGCACCCGAUAGAUCUUUCCAGCUUCGGUCUUCGAGCGCAGAGGUCGCACUACGGAAGAGCCUGCCGCCCUUUAUGGUCCCUUCGUUAUUCAUUCCACUAAAGCAGUUACCACUUGGCCCUACCGGCAAGGCCAAUCGGCGCCUUAUGAAAGACCAAGCCUGCCUGCUCUCCCGACAGGAGCUCAGUAUCUACCAGGGCUCUAAGCCAUCCAUCAAGAUGCUUCCAUCUAAUGAGUCAGAAGAAAAGAUACGCCAACUUGUAGCCGAUGUCCUCGGUCUAAGUGCGAAUGACGUGGGAAUGAAUGACAACUUUUUCCACCUUGGCGGUGACUCCAUCAGUGCCAUGGUUAUUUCCGCACGGGCGACUGACAUGAAUCUGGGAUUGACGGCGGCCAACAUCCUGGUUCAUCCUCGCCUCCGGGACAUGGCUACUGUAGUCAUACGUGAGAGUAUUGACCGGGGCUCCUCCUCUGAAGAACACCCGCCGCCACCACCUUUCUCGCUACUCCCAACGAGCUAUCACCACGAGGAGUUGAUGCGGGAAGUGACGAAGCAAUGCAAUAUAGACGGGAAUAGUGUGGAAGACGUAUAUCCCUGCACACCACUACAGGAAGGAUUAUUCGCUCUGACGAUAAAGCAACCUGGUGCGUACGUCUUCAAUUUCACACUCGAGCUCGCUCAAGAUGUUGAUGUGGAUCGUUUCCAAAACGCAUGGGACAUUGUGAUGGAUGCAAAUCCUAUCCUUCGCACGAGAAUAGUCUGUGCCACCAGCAUAGGAGGCAACUUGGUACAGGUUGUCAUGCGCAAGGCCAGCUACAGGCGAUCAAUCACCAGAGCUGGCGAGCACUCUGUUAGCCUAGGCGAGCCAUUGUUUAGCAUCCAGAUUUUGGCACCAGACAAGGAUGUGGAUCGAUAUCGAGCAGUUGUGACUAUUCAUCAUGCUCUCUAUGAUGGGGUAUCUCUAGGCUUGAUUAUGACACAACUAUCAACAGCUUAUUAUAAUGGCGAGAGCCUAAACUCACAGCCAUAUAGCUGCUUCGUCCGACACUGCCUCUCACUGCCCGCAGAAGAUGAGCUCAAACGCUUCUGGGACGCCGAGUUGGCCAACGCUACUUGUGCAUCACUCACAACAGUGUCUAUGGAUUCCUAUUUCGUGCAAGCCCCGAGAUGCACGGAACGUCGUAUUACCCUUCCAUCCGAGGCACACCUCAACACCCCGUUGUCAGCAGCGCUCAGAUUCGCUUGGGGAACAGCCUUGUCGAUGUUUACUGGAGAAAGCGACGCUGUCUUUGGCACUGUAAUCAGCGGCCGAAUGACAAAUCUUAGAGGCAUUGACAAGAUCUCUGGACCUACCAUUGCGACUGUCCCGUUUCGAAUUCGACAGGUGCCCGCCAUGACCAUCCAGGAUGCUCUGGAUGAAGUGCAGUCGCGAAGCGUAAGAAUGAUUCCCUUCGAACAGACCGGGUUGCAGCGGAUCCGUAAACUCGGUUAUGCCGAUGCUUGUCGGUUUCAGAGUCUCUUGAUCGUACAAUUCUCAGAGGAAGAGGACUUUCCCGAAAGCCCCUUAUACCAACAGGUUCAGGGAGAACCAGGCCCGGCAUUCCACACCUAUCCACUGACAAUAGUGUGCACACCGUCAGCCGAUUCCGUCCAUGUUCGCGCGACGUUCGACUCGGAGGCGAUACCUUCGAUCUCGGUAGAACGACUUUUGGCUCAAUACUCUGACAUCCUCAUGUACAUACAUGCCAUGCCGUGGAAGCCUGUGUCUUCCAUGCCUUCACAAAGCAUGGAAGAUGCGAGACGAGUAUGGGCCUGGAACGAGAUUGUCCCGCGCCGGGAAGAUACCUGUGUCCAUGAGAUCAUUGCGGACAACCUUGCUAAGCGACGGGGUGCUUCCGCAGUCUGUGCAUGGGAUGGUAAGUUGACUUACGGAGAGUUAGAGGACAUGUCGGCAAGACUUGCAGCGCACUUAACAGGUCUCGGGGUAGGCAUUGGGACUAUGGUUCCACUGUGCUUCGAGAAAUCAUUAUGGGCGAUAGUUGCUACAUUGGCAGUGCUCAAGGCCGGCGGUACGUUUGUUCCUCUGGACGUGUCACAGGCCGCAGGUCGUCGAGACGCUAUCCUAGCCCGCGUAGGAGCAGAGGUGAUAUUAACAUCCGCCAAACAUGCUGCCACGCUUGCUGGAGUUAAUCGGAUUAUUAUUCCCGUGCAUAAUGCGAGUAUAAAGACGUUACCCAUGGUGACCGCCCCCUUGUCUAGUCCAACCCUUGAUGGGCUGGCCUCAUCUGGGGCAUACGUGUUCUUCACGUCUGGAAGCACCGGCCAGCCGAAAGGGGUUGUUGUAGAUCAUGCCGCGCUCAGCACCAGUUGCCUCUCCCAUGGGGCGAGGAUGGGGUUCAACGAACACACAAGGACACUUCAAUUUACCUCAUACACAUUCGAUAUAAGCCUGAUGGAGAUAUUGACGACCCUCGUCUACGGGGGUUGCAUCUGUGUGCCAUCCGACUCGGACAGGUUCAAUGAUCUGGAGCUGAGCGCCGACACCAUGGAGGUCAAUACUAUGUCUCUCACCGCGUCCGUGGCAAGACUUGUGGAGCCACAACGCAUACCCUCCCUGCAAACCAUCAUAUUUGUGGGGGAAAAUGCCAAUGAUGAUGAUUUUAAGAAGUGGGCACACAUUCCUCAGAUCUUCGACGCGUAUGGUCCCACUGAAUGUACCAUCUUCUGCUCAAUAAACCAGGUCCAAGUCAGCAACGGCGGUGGUUCCCAGAUCGGAAAUGCUGUCGGUGCCGUGUCCUGGGUCGUGUCUCCAGAUGAUCAUAACCGGUUGGUGCCAAUUGGAGCUGUCGGAGAACUGCUCGUAGAGGGACCACUUCUGGCCCGAGGCUACUUAGGCGACGCGGAAAGGACAUCGGCAGUCUUCGUCGAGGAUCCAAGUUGGCUAGUACAGGGUAUCACGGGUCAUCCUGGCAGACGAGGACGACUGUACAAAACAGGCGACCUGGUGCGCUAUAACGAGGACGGGAGCUUGAUGUACUUGGGGCGUAAGGACACUCAGGUUAAGAUCCGCGGUCACCGUGUGGAGUUGGGUGAAGUGGAAUGCCAUGUUCGCGACUGUAUGGUCGACGUGAAGCAGGCGGUCGUGGUGGCCACUGCUCCGGAUGGAGGGGAUGCUGGACCUGUGUUGGCGGCUUUUUUGUGCUUUGGGGAUGUGAAGCUUCCAUCGGAAGACGAUGCCCGUGCCAUUACAAUCCCAUGGUCGGUAAGAGACGCACUUGCCGAUCGUUUACCGACGUAUAUGAUACCCAGUGUCUACAUCGCUGUUGGGCGACUGCCACUAAAUACAUCUGGCAAGAUGGAUCGCCGUCACCUCCAAAACAUCGCCACGGAUCAUUUCCGAGCAAGGCUGGCCAAGGGAAGAAUAAAGCGGGACCAGGACAACUUCCGUGAUGAAGCGGGAUUUAAGCUGCAGAGUACAUCUCUACCUUCAACAUUUCGUGACUGUUCCAACAAGACAGAACGACGGUUAAGAGCAUUUUGGGCGAAAAUCCUCGGACUCAAAAGCGAGACGAUAAGUGUCGAUGACAACUUUUACGACAUUGGCGGGGACUCUAUUCGAAUCAUCAGCCUCAUAAGGCUAAUCCAGAAUGAAUUUGGUACUCAUUUGGGUGCGUCCUUGAUCAAUAGCCGCAAUACAACAAUUGCCAAGAUGUCAGAGUGUAUUGAUACAAAGUCUGAGGAGGGUCCAAGAUUGGACCUGGAGGGAGAGAUAGGAGCUGCAUUAUCCUCCACCUGGACAGCAGCAGUCUCUCAGUCAUGGUUCAACCCAUCCAAGCUAGUGGAUACACACGCUACAGUUUUCCUCACUGGCGGAACUGGGUAUCUCGGCACCCAGAUUCUACGUUGUCUUCUAACAUCGAAUACAGUUGAACAGGUAGUGGCUCUUGUACGUGCCGCCUCUGCUGCUCAAGGCCUAGCAAGGUUGAAACAGACAGCAGCUAUUGCGGGAUGGUGGAGGACAGAGUACGAGACACGCAUCGAGGUGUGGAUAGGAGAUCUCGAACUUCCCAAGCUGGGGUUGAGUGACUCCCAAUGGCGUCAGUUGUCCGGCACGGCGACAACCAACAAUAUUGGCGCCAUCAUUCACAACGGCGCCCUCGUGAACUGGAAUAUGGACUAUGAUAGACUACGGCCAUCAAACGUGCUUUCCACCGUUGAGCUUCUCAAGGCUGCCGUUCUGUCUCGUGAUUCACCACGGUUUGUUUUCGUGUCUGGCGGCGCCAUAGCUGAAUUACAAGCCAGUCCUGGAAAUCAGGCUGCUGUGGAGCAGCUAAGCCGGAGUAACGGGUACGCCCAGAGUAAAUUUGUUGCCGAGUCCAUCGUCCGUCGCUUUGCGUCUCAAUUACCGCUGUCUCAGAACCGGUUCUCAGUCAUCAAGCCAGGCAUGAUCAUCGGAACCGCCGAUGAAGGUGUUCCUAACCUCGACGACUUCAUCUGGAGAAUUGUCGCCACUGCGUCGCGGUUACAGCUGUACCCCCUGGAGACCGAAGAGCGCUGGGUGCCCAUCACCGAUGCAGGGUUUAUUGCAACACAAACUGUGACCCAGAUACUCUCAAACGACAUCUCGUCAUACAUCAAUGCAGCGACUCAGUUUGGCCUAAGCACUUCUGAGUUUUGGGCACAGGUCAAUUUCGAGUUAAAGCAUACAUGUCAACCAGUCCGAUGGGAUCUUUGGGUGGAACGAGCUCUGGACGAUACAAGUCAGGUUGGCGAAAGCCAUCCACUUUGGCCGGUGCAGCAAUUUGUACGAGGCAGGAAGCAGGACGCCAUUUCCAUCCCAUCUCCGCUCUCUCCUCCAAAUAGAAAGGUACUUCACGAGGCUGUACAAGCUAAUGUGCGUUACCUUGGCAGGGUGGGGUAUCUUGAAUGCCGAGACAGUGAUUAUUUGAAAGACCAGCCUGGAAUUCUUCAUCGGUCAACUGCUGUCCCAGCUCCCAACAUCGAGAUACAUACCAACUCUAGACUCAACCCCUCACCACGGAGAUCAGCAGUUUAA
Messenger RNA from Aspergillus caelatus, 10413 nucleotides. RefSeq lists its product as uncharacterized. Gene Ontology annotation, biological process: amino acid activation for nonribosomal peptide biosynthetic process; secondary metabolite biosynthetic process. NCBI's taxonomy places the organism in Eukaryota, Fungi, Ascomycota, Eurotiomycetes, Eurotiales, Aspergillaceae. Gene Ontology annotation, molecular function: phosphopantetheine binding; catalytic activity. The transcript is spliced from 2 exons. Gene Ontology annotation, cellular component: cytoplasm. The record is from RefSeq and is a predicted model, not a curated record. Bases 1 to 10413 code for a protein of 3470 amino acids.